Lottia gigantea (owl limpet) is the source of this 1368-nucleotide messenger RNA. RefSeq lists its product as hypothetical. Gene Ontology annotation, biological process: monocarboxylic acid transport; transmembrane transport. The coding region runs from base 1 to 1368 and encodes 455 amino acids. Gene Ontology annotation, molecular function: monocarboxylic acid transmembrane transporter activity. Lineage: Eukaryota; Metazoa; Mollusca; Gastropoda; Lottiidae. The transcript is spliced from 6 exons. The record is from RefSeq and is a predicted model, not a curated record.
AUGGCCAACAGUGAUGAUAAAGACGGUGGUUGGGCCUGGAUUAUUUUAAUUGUUGCCAGCUUGUCUGUGGCAGCUAGUUGUGGACUAGGAAUAGUCGGUGGAAUAUUCCAGGUGUUUUUUCUAGAACAGUUCAGAGAAAGCAUCUCCUAUACAGCUUGGGUGACUGCCUUAUUCUCCUCUUUGCUGCAACUAGCAGGUCCGGUAGCCAGUUUGAUAGUCAACUAUUUUAGCUGUCGAACCUCAGUAAUGUUAGGAAGUAUGUUAAUGUCUCUUGGACUGGUUCUCAGUAGUUUUGGGAACAGUAUUGAGUAUUUGAUGAUAACAUUCGGCAUUAUAUCAGGUCUAGGUUUAGGUUUAAUCUAUACCCCAUCAAUUAUUAUUACUAACUACUAUUUCCAUUCUAAACGGAAUAUAAUGACGGGCGUGGUCAUGUCGGCGGCGGGUGUUGGAAUCUUUGCUGCUCCUUUAUUAUCACGGCAAGGGGGGCUUGGUGAUGACGUAAUAGCUGGUAACGUCGCAGUAAAGGAAUACUGCCAAAUAGUUGAAAAGGAACCAUUUUUAAAGAAUCCAACCAAAAUCAACGAAAAUGAGGUCCAAUCAAAACAGUUUCUGGAUGUGAAAGAUUCUAAUAUUUUAAAAUCUUUAGAAUCUGUGUCUCUGAAUAGUCAACUGUUUUUAUCAAGGACGUCGGGGCUGAACGUGGACGUUUCGACCCCAAAACCCUAUUUCUUACGGCACAAACAAUUUAUAGUGUUUUGUAUAAGUUUGAUAUUAGUGAAUGCCGGAUUUGGAGGGGUGUUGAUACACUACCCUCAUUUGUGUGAGUCAAAAGGUGCUUCAAAAAAUGACGUGGCGUUAGCAAUAUCUGCCAACGGACCAGCGUUAGUGGUUUCACGUGUUUUAGUAGGGGCUUUAGGUAAUGCCGAUAACGUGGAUUUUUUCGCAGUGUAUAUCUCCCUUAAAGCGCUGGCUGGAAUUUUUGUGUGUUUAGUGCCCAUAUUUAACUAUAGUAUUGGAUACAGUGUUAGUACAAUGAUUAUACUAGCUUUAACUAAUGGCGGCUCUGAUUCCCUCGCGGUUGGUUUAACUCUAGAUUGUGUUGGGUUCGACCAGUUUGCAGUGGCUGUAGGUGUUCAGAUGGUUUGCGCUGGUAUUGGGUAUCUGAUAGCUCCACCUAUUAUAGGCUGGGUGGUUGAUGUAACGGGUUCUAAUAACACUGCCAUGUUUAUAGCAGGAGGUUUAUUAAUGCUGUCAGCGUUCGUUUGUCUCUUGAUUCCAUUGCUAAAAGAGAAAGAUGCACCUUCAAUCGGGUACCAUCCUCAGAAAUGCCAGGAAACGGUCGAAAUAGACGAACCAACCAAGUCGUAA